Molecule: messenger RNA, 3049 nt
Organism: Eutrema salsugineum
Lineage: Eukaryota; Viridiplantae; Streptophyta; Magnoliopsida; Brassicales; Brassicaceae
Product: midasin
Exons: 3
Coding region: 236-2701 (821 amino acids)
Source: RefSeq, a predicted model, not a curated record
ACAAAAGAAAUCUGGUGCUGCUCAUGACUGCUGUUCAAAACAGACUCGACUGACGAAUUCGGUGUGCCGCUCGCUACCCAGCUUAGAUCUCUCUCUCUCUCUCUCUCUUUCUCUUCGGAGAUCGUCUUUUCUUCUUCUUUAUUUGAAACCUACACUCCGUCUCUGUAUCUGAGACCCAAACCCCUCUGCUUGUUUCGUUUCUCCACUUCUCGCAAGAUCUAAAGAGAUCAUUCCAAUGGAGGAACGGAGAGAGGAAAGUGAAAGUGUUGGUGAUUGCAGAGAGCCCACGGAGGGAGCUGGUAAAGGACUAGGUUUGUCUUCUCAAACUGAAACCCUAGCUUUCGAGGAUGCCACCACGGUAGAGGUCGGAAAUGGCAAUACGGGUAAUUCGGUUUCUGAUGAUGCAAGUCCUGACGAUUUGGUUGAGACCAAGGAUAACAUUGAGGAGACACUUAGCUCUGGUGAUGUUGAAAAGACUGAUGCUAUCACGGAGCCUGAAACUGAGGGAAACCAAGUGGAGCGUGACGAUGAUGCUGGAGCUGUUGAGGUGAAGCCGGUAAAUGGUGAAAGUCAUGAAAUUGCUGGAGAAGAGGGCAAUGUAAUCUCUGGUGGGAAUGAGGUGACUGGUGAGAAGGAAAACUGUGAAGUUGAAGAAAACGGCGGUGCUUAUGAUGCCGAGCAAAAUGUUCAGACUGAGAAGUCACAGCAAAGUCCUGUCGAUGGUGAGAUGCUUCCUGUUUCAGAAGAGAAAACGGACCAAGAGGAAGAGGAAGCAGCAAGGAAAAGUGAAGAGGAGGAUAUAAACAAAAUGGAUGUUGAUAGCAAACAGGCGAAUGAAGAGAAUGUUGCUGCACAAGUUUCAGAGGUGUCUCCUCAGUUAAGCAAAGAGGACACGAACGAAGAAAACCUAGGAAAUGUUUCGGAAGUUUCUGAAAUAUGUCGUGAAGAAGAUGAAAACGGAGAAGCCAUGGAAGUUGAUUAUGCAACAGAAGAGCCGGUGGAAAAGAAUGUUACAGUAGGUGGUGUUUUGGAUAAUGCUGGCAGUGAAUCUGCUGGUGCAAGUAUGGUACAAACCCAAGAUGUUCCAAUAGCUGAAGCUGACAAGAAUGAUUCCAAUGUAGUAAAGGAAAUGGAAACUGAUGAACGGAAAGAUAGUGCUAAUAUGGCAAGUGAUGUUACCGAAACGAUUGAAUCUGCUGAGUUAGCAAAACCAAACAGUCCCAAUGAAGAUGCUGCUCCAGGUGAAGUUGAACCGGUGGAUCAUAAUGCUCUUUUUGAUCCAAGUUCUGAUAUUACCAACUUUAUUGAUUUCAGUGGUGUAUCAUCUUGGUCAGGGAAUAUACAAGACCUUAAAUCUGAAACCGGGAAUGUGUCUUUGAAAGAGGAUAAGAAAGCUUCUGACUUGGCAGAGGGAGUUGCCACGGUCGAGACCCUUAAAUCCGUUGACGCUAAAGUGGAUGCUGAGUCCCGUGAUCAACAAAGCUUAAGUGCCCAAGGUAUUGAAAAUGAAUCGAAAGAAGCCCGUCUUGCUACAGAAUCUCCAAGAGAAGCUUCUGAUGCAAUUAUGGGAUCUGACGAAAACCAAGAAGAUAUGGAUCAUGAAUGCUUAGAUCAGAAAGCAGUAGAUCACCAAGAUACAAUGGGAAAUGAUAAUGACACUACUCAUGAAGCUCCCACUAUCGAUCCAGACCAAAAGGAAGAUACAGAAAUGGAGGAAAAUCCAAACAGUUUUGAUUAUGCUGAUGAUGGAACCAAUUCUGAUACUAAAACCAAUGGUGUGAAACGAAAGGCUGAUGUCCUGAGUGAGGAUUCACCAGGAGAAGGCAGGAAGACUGUUUCAUUCGCGAAGGUGUCUUUUGCCGAAAGGCCGUCCUUUAAGAUCGGUGCAUGCAUAGCCAGAGCUGCUAGUCAGAUGGCAGGAACUCCUUCAGUUUUGAAGGGUGGUAACCUUGGUGAUGAAACUCUUGCUGUUGAGAGUUUUGUAUCCCAGCUUCACUGUGCAGCAACAGACCCUGAUAAAGAGAACGUUGUAUCUGAAAUUGCUGCUGGCUUUUUCUUAGAUUUCCGAAACUCAACGGCUUCGCAGCAAAUCACCCCAGAAAUGGUAAGCAAGAAAAGAGGUAGACCAUCCAAUUCUACUGUAGGAGGAACCGAAGCAUUUGAUUUUGAGGAAAUGGGGGACACAUACUGGACUGACAGGGUGAUCCAUAAUGGUGGUGAAGAGCAAACGUCACCUACUGAGAAAGGAAACUAUCAAAUUACGCCCGUUGAGUUGAAACCUGCUCAGGUUAAAAGGACUCGCCGACCAUACAGAAGACGGCAGUCUCAGAUCAGUGUUCCUCUUCCAUCAGACUCAGACAAACCGGCAAACUUUGAUGAGAAUGCACCAGCUGAGCUUAUAAUGAACUUCUCAGAAACAGACACAAUACCCCCUGAGAAGAGUCUGAGUAAAAUGUUCAGACAUUUUGGACCAAUAAGGGAGUCGCAGACAGAAGUAGACAAGGAGAAUAACCGUGCUAGGGUAGUCUAUAGGAAGGGUGCUGAUGCCGAGGUAGCUUACAACAGCGCAGGAAGGUUCAAUAUCUUUGGGACGAAGGCUGUGAAUUACGAGCUAAGCUUUACAAUCACUGAAACAUUCAAAGUUCAGCCUUAUGUUGUGUCAUUAGGCGAGGAGGAACCAGCGCUAUCUCUUCCCUCUUAGAUGUAGUUUUGAUUCAGGCAUGCGCUUCAGGUGAAAACAAUUGGCAGGUAUCAAGCGAAGUAAACGAUGAAGUGGCGCAAUAAAAUUUGGAGGCUCUUGCUUGUGUUUGUUUUUUUACAUGUUAGGUAGAGAUCUCAUAAGGGCUGUGUAAUAGUUUGAGAGAACAUAUUAAUUUCUAGAGACAAGGAGUUCUUGGUUUAUGUCAUGUGUAAUUGUCAGAGGCUAGAGGUGCAAUCUUCUUCUUCUUCUUUUUAGGGACAAAACAUUUGAAUCUGCUGUUAUUAAACCAAGUGCUAUUUAGGAGUGUUGUUGAAGUGAUUUGGAGCAUUAAACUUUGGUUCGCUGAGA